UCCUCCCGACCAUGCCCGAGCCCGCCAAGUCCGCCCCCGCCCCGAAGAAGGGCUCCAAGAAGGCGGUGACCAAGGCGCAGAAGAAGGACGGCAAGAAGCGCAAGCGCAGCCGCAAGGAGAGCUACUCGGUGUACGUGUACAAGGUGCUGAAGCAGGUGCACCCCGACACGGGCAUCUCGUCCAAGGCCAUGGGCAUCAUGAACUCGUUCGUCAACGACAUCUUCGAGCGCAUCGCAGGCGAGGCAUCACGCCUGGCGCAUUACAACAAGCGCUCAACCAUCACGUCCCGGGAGAUCCAGACGGCCGUGCGCAUGCUGCUGCCCGGCGAGCUGGCCAAGCACGCCGUGUCCGAGGGCACCAAGGCCGUCACCAAGUACACCAGCUCCAAGUGAACUUGCCAAGUGAUGAACGUGGAAAGGAAGGUGGGGAGGAGCGAGCUGCUCUCAGCCUCCACGUCCUCCCCCAAAGCCCGUCGAGUGGACACCCAGCUCUGCAAGAGGAAUCGGGCUCCACACGAGGAAACUCUGCGGUUUGGAAACUCCGGCGUCCGCAUUAAAAGCCAUGCAGUGAGGACUGUGACCGAAGACCAGCACUCUGAGGAAUCCGAAGGCUUGAGUCCCAUCCACCACUCACCCCAGCGGCAACCGCCACUCCUUUCUGGCUAUUUUACCAGAUUGUCUCAUCUUUUAAAAUAAGUAUUGUGCUCUUUCAAUAAAAGCCUUCCUGUAGGAUCUGU
Messenger RNA from Hyaena hyaena (striped hyena), 736 nucleotides. Its product is annotated as histone H2B type 1-C/E/F/G/I-like. The transcript is spliced from 2 exons. The record is from RefSeq and is a predicted model, not a curated record. Bases 12 to 392 code for a protein of 126 amino acids. Gene Ontology annotation, cellular component: nucleosome. Lineage: Eukaryota; Metazoa; Chordata; Mammalia; Carnivora; Hyaenidae. Gene Ontology annotation, molecular function: protein heterodimerization activity; structural constituent of chromatin; DNA binding.